GAUAAUUUCAACUCAAUGCAUUUAGAAAUUCCCAUGCAAAUUUAAGAAAAUCGACCGAUUGUGUGUGUUUUUGUGUUAUAUAAAUUAAAAUGGAUAACUUAAAGCAGUUUAAUGCCAUGGCGUCAGAUGACAAUAACUGGCGAACUCCAAGCUUUCGUCAAGGUGUGGUCACGAAAAUAGAAGAAGUCAUUCAGCGUUCGGGCAUGCAAGUUGCUAGAAACAGCAGUGAGAUGGAGAACCAUGUGUUUACGAAGGCCAAGACACGUGAGGAGUACAUGAAUAUGGUUGCGAAGCUCAUUUUGCAUGUCAGAGAGAUGUCUCAACCAAAACAAAACCAGGGUGCACCAAAUAUGCAGGGACCCAACCAAAAUCAAGCAGGGCCUAAUCCUCAAGUACAGAACCAGCCUGGCCAGUCCCAACAGGCCCCAAAUAACCAGUCUGGCUUGGCCCCAGAUCCCAUCAACGCCUUACAGAACUUAGCAUCUCAAGGAUCAAGGAACCAGAUGAUGAAUAUGGGGCCUCAAGGCCAGAUGCAGCCUCAAGGGGUUAUGGGACCUAACCCAGGGAUGGGAGGCAUGCAGCCCCAGAUGGGUCAACAAGGCCCCAUUGUAUCGCAAGGAGGCCCACAAGCCCAGACGGCCACGAAUUUAUUGCAAACAUUAACACAACGGCCUCAGAUGAAUAUGCAGCAACUUCAAAGCAAAAUGGGAGGAGGAAUGGGGAUGGUCCCAAAUCAGGGCCAAAUGGGAAACAACAUGAUCGGAGGCAUGGGUGGCAUGGGGAACCCCAUGGGAAGCCAACUACAGAACCAACUAGCUGGGCCUGGUAUGCAGGGCCAGAUUAUGCCCAACAUGUCCAUGCAAAACACCAUGUCAGUACCCAUGAGUGGCACAAACACCAUGGGACAACAAAUGGGACAGUGCAAUCAAGUGGUUGGCGGUAUGGGGGGACAGAUGGCGCCAAAUAACAUGCAGGGACAAAUGCCAGGACAAAUGGUAGGUGGUAUGGGCAACAACCAGAACGUGAAUCUAAACAUGCUACACAUGCAAGGGCGGGUGCAGAACAAGCCCGAAGUGGUGGGCGGCAUGCUGGUGGGCGGCUACCCGCAGGUUAGGGCGCCGCCGCCCAGCCAGUUCCUGAGGCGGAGUCCCUCGCCCUCCGCGCCCUCGCCCAACAUGGGCGGGCCUAGUCCUGUGGGAAUGGGCGUGAUGGGCGGUUCAGGCGUGGGCGUGGGCGGCGGCGGGCCGAUGCCGUCUCCUUUGUCGGGGCUGGGCGCGCUGGGCGCGUGUGGUGGCAGCCCUUCGCCCUCCGCGCCGCAGACGCAUCUGCAGCACCACGCGCCGCCGCAAAGAGGCGUAGGCAUGGGCAUGGUGGCGUCCCCUUCAUCUUCCCUAAACACACCCGUAGGGGCAGGUGUGGCCUCCCCUGGGGGGGAGGAAGCGGCUUACCGGGAGAAGGUCAGACAGCUGUCCAAAUACAUCGAGCCGUUGAGGAAGAUGAUACACCGGAUGGCUAGCGAGGGGGAGAACGUGGAGAAACUCACCAAAAUGAAGAACCUACUGGACAUCCUAUCGAACCCGAACAAGCGGAUGCCACUUGAAACCCUGAUCAAAUGCGAGGUGGUGCUAGAGAAACUUGAUUUCAAGCGUAGCGAGGGCGUCGUCGUGGGACUCCCGCCGGGGAAGGAGCAGAUCUUCAAUCCUCUGCUAGAAGUAGUGAACAACUGCCUGUCGUCGCCGCUGGCCAACCACACGCUCAAGCGUACCUUCGGCUCCACGUUAGACGCGCUCAACGGGCCCGAGAUCAGGAAUCUACCACCACCGCUCAAGACGCAAAAAUUAGAAGAGCCAGUCAUGGAUAUACCUGAUGUUCUUCAAGGAGAAAUCGCCAGGCUAGACUCCAGGUUUAAGGUGUCCCUAGACAACAUGCAGUUAUCAGGCGGCAUCGGCGCCAUAUCCCUGGUCGCGCAGUUAGACGACGCGCGUCUGCCGUGCGUGCCGCCGGUGCACGUGUCGGUGCCGCGCGACUACCCGCUGGCCGCGCCGUGCCGGCUGCGACUGCGCGGCGCGAAGCCCGACGCGCCCGACUCGUUCCUGGCGCGCGUGGAACGCGCGUGGGAGGCGCGCGUGGCCAGGUUACCGAAACAAUGCUCCGUGGGACAACUCCUCGACGCGUGGGAGAUGAGUGUGCGUCAAGCGAGCGCGCCCAGCCCUAUCACGUAUACGCCUGUGCCCGCGCUAGGACUUUAAGAAAUGACGCAGCGACAACCCUAGGUAAGGUCAGUAACCUUUGUUGCUGUGGAGUUCCAAUGGAGUUAGCGUAAAAUAGAAAUUGAUGUACGCUAAGCAUUGCAGCGUUAUGAAAUACUUAUGGGAAUACCGUAAAAGAAAAACAAAAGAAAAGUUCCGAGUGAGGACCUGGAAUAUGCUCAUUCGUCGAUCGUAUAAUGGUGUGUCCACACUGGGCGCUCGGACUCGCGCGGCAUGCUGGUCAUCCUGCUCACCCUGCUCUUGAGUGAGCAGGAUGUCGAGUUUGCCGCGCGAACCCGUUCAUCCAGUGUGGACGCACCAUAAACCUGUCAUAUCAGUCUCUGAAGACUGUUUAAAGUGUAUAAAAUUGGUAUACUAAAGUCCUAUUUUACUUUUGGCACCUUUAGCCCAGUAGAAACCAAUUUCCAAAAAAUGUGGACCAUUUUCAAAGGGCUAUAGCUUGCAAGAGAUGCAGUUGGUCGUAGUUUAUUGCUCUUCUUAUGGAAAACUCAUAAUUUUAUUACUUUUAGAACUAAACGUGGGAAAUUAUCCAAAAUACGAAUUUGGUUCAUGCAACAUACGAUAAUAACAGAUAUUCAUAAUGAGUUCCGAUUUUCAUGUAUGGAAAAUUAUUGUCAACACUAAAUAAGUGUGCAGUAAUUUCAUAACAAAAUUUUGAUCACCAUACCAGCCGGGCUAGGAUGCGCGCCGUGAUAUAAUCUUAUCGAUGUUUUUAGACGACAAACAUAUGAGAUUGUCGCGUAAAAUCGAUAAACAGGCGCGAGAAAAGUUUAUCGUGGCACGUAUCCUAGACCUACAGCCGUCUUAGGCCGUCGUAUCAUAGUGGCGGCAUUUAGGCCUUGUCUACGCCUCGUUUGCUGGGCGCUAAUAGUGGGUAUUGAAAGCGGGGUUCAGACUUGUGUAAAUGAUAUGUAACGAACGAACAUUACUUUUUAUGUUGUAAGAGCGAACAGAGACCUCAAAAUAAGUAACUGCAGAAUUCGCGCCGAAUCCACGUGAUUUGCGUUACAUAAGGCCCAGAACUGACGGUGAAACGCAACUGCAACGAACGAAAGUUUCAAACUGGUCGCGUCAUGUGUGGUCUCUCAACGGACGCUAUAGCAAAAACUUAGAUGCAACUCAAAAAAAGUAACUAGCAGUUGCAGUUUCGUUGCAGUUGCGUUUCACCCUCUGUUAUGGGCCUAAGUCUGAACCUCGCUUUAUGCAGCGAUUUUAGACUUUAUUUAUAGUGUUGACCAGACCUUGACGAGAUGUCAAAUAACAUUUUAAAAAUUAUUGCAAACGCAACAAUCGGUCAUUGAAGAAAUUAUAUGAUUUCACUUUUCGAGAAUGUAUUGGCGUGAAAAUUAUAAAAAUGUCACGUUUUCAAAGUGAAACUUAGAAAAAAUUGAGUUAGUGAAAAUGCAUGCGGUUUGUGAAUUAUAUUAUGAAGAUUAUUAGUAUUAAGCAUAUUAUUGUGAAGUAUUUUUUUAUGAUUUUAGGUAAGUAUGAAAAUAUUUUCAAGAUAUUUUUAAAUAUUUUAUGUAGUAAAAAUAAUAUGACUUCCAAGAUACAACGUAUUAUCUUGAUAUGUAUCCGAAGCGUUUGAGUGAGAAUAAUGAAUUAUCCGUCUUAUUUCUUCAAUUUAUGAUACAUUGCUUGAUUAUUUAAAAUUAAUUUAACUGUUUAAAACUGACUGGCCCUUCAUCUAUUUAUGUCAAGCGAUUUAAAUUGUGGCGUAUGCUAAGGGCAGCGUAGCGUGAUCGUAGCGCGAUUGUAGCGUAAUUAUAACAAAAUCAACGCGAUACCGCCUUGUCAUGAAAUCUCCGAUCAAAUCGCAACUGUGAAAAAGCUCUAAGGCAGCUUAAAUUAUAUACAGAAGCCACUGAAGUAUUGUGUAAUGUAUGUAUGUUAUCAGAACUGAAGAUUUCAUUGGGUUAUGUUUGUAUUUUAUAUUUUAUUUCCAAUGUUCCUAAAUGUUUUAUCUCCAUUAUGUAAUAAGGGAUCCUCUGAUGGUAUUGAUACGCGAUUUUAUUUCUUAUAUGUAUUAAGUUAAAAAUGUUUGCAGAUGUGAUAUUUGUCUGUGAUAAUUUAAAAAU
This is a messenger RNA of Ostrinia furnacalis (Asian corn borer), 4348 nucleotides long. It is a transcript of the gene MED15, whose product is annotated as mediator complex subunit 15. Gene Ontology annotation, biological process: regulation of DNA-templated transcription. NCBI's taxonomy places the organism in Eukaryota, Metazoa, Arthropoda, Insecta, Lepidoptera, Crambidae. The transcript has 12 exons. The record is from RefSeq and is a predicted model, not a curated record. The coding region runs from base 90 to 2249 and encodes 719 amino acids. Gene Ontology annotation, molecular function: transcription coregulator activity.